GUCACACAGGCGUCAAUUUCGGUAAUAUUUCGUUUCACCGCGCAAAACUUAUGAACGAAAAUAAACAAAAGGCGGUCUCAAGACAAUUUUAUGAGUUGUCUCCCAAUUUUUACAAUUAAUGCUCACCAACGUGUUUCACCAAAAAUGCAAAAUUUUCCAAUUGAUGAUGUGAGUGCAACAGGUCUCCUACACAAGCUGUGCUCCAGAAUAACUCGAAAGAAAGGAGAUGAUGUACUGCCCUUCUUCCACCGAGCUCUUCUGCAGCUCUCCAGUGCUGAUGGAGUGGCCAAGAAGGAGUACAACAUGUUCAUCAUUGGUGAGCAGAUCAAGAAACUGCUCGCCAAAAAUGGAAGAGAGCGAGAUGCUGUGGCAUUUGGUGAUCUCUUCAGAAGACUUCAGCAUAGUCGCGUGCUGAAGAGCCAGGCAUCGGUGCUGUGUUUCCUGCUGCACCUCAGUCGGCUGGAGACGGACCAUGCUGAGCCAGCUGUGUUCCAGCGCCUGACUCCCGUCACCUCCCUGCCAGCAGUGGCGCGCUCAGCUCGGUCGGAGGCCCGACACACGUCCGCAGCCACCAGCGGGUUCGUCUCGUCAUCUGACCUGACUUCGGCACCUUCACUGUUGCCUGUCGGCGACCAGAGCAAAGGCGGAGCCACCCUUGCGGUGGGGAACGGGACCAGGGGCGGCGGCGGUCAGCCGGGUACCAACGGCCUGCCACACAAGCCCAAACCGCCGCUCUUCACCACCCGCUGCGAGCUCUCGGAGACGGUGCUGCUGCGGGAGGUCCUGUAUGCAUUCCAGGGGGUCGAGGGCAAGUACCUCAAGUCAGACGCCAAGCGCGACCACAUCUCCAUCGACCCAAAGGUGACCAUCAGCCCGAGUGUUCGGUGCACGGUGCUCCGGCUGGUGGAGCUCGGCUGGCUCCACAGCCGCGUGCGCCUCUUCUGUCGCUCGGUAGCCGCUCGGCCCGACGCCGGCCUGCUCGCGCAGAGCCUGGCCUCUGUGCUCCGCGAGCAGCUCGAGCAGUUCUACCGGCUGAUCGCGCUCAUGGAGGCGCAGCUCUCUGGAGGGGAGAUGGACGGCGAGCGUCUCACCCUCCGACGGCUGAACGUGUGGACGCUCGACCCCUUCUUCCAAAUGCGCUUCUUGGCGUCGCUGACGGAUGCGUGCGGCGGUGAGACGGGCGGCGCUCUGGCCUCGGUGCUACACCGGCACCUGAGUCACGGUGACCCGGCCCUGGUGGCUACUGUUCGACACCUGCUCAGCAAGACGUGUGAGCCGCUGUUUGUGAUGCUCAGUCAGUGGAUGUUUGACGGUGAGCUGGAGGACCGGCACAGUGAGCUGUUUAUUGCCGCCGAUCCGUCCGUCACAGACGACCGGCUCUGGCACGACAAGUACCAACUCAGGGACUCUCAGAUCCCCAGUUUUUUGACGGUGGAACAGGCCCGUCAGAUACUGGCCACCGGGAAGAGUAUCAACUUUCUGCGCCAGGUGUGCAGGGACGACAGCGGCAUCCGCGGCAUCGAGUCCCUCCGCGCCACCUUCGACGCCAUCAACGUGGAGGCGCUGUACCAGGAGGGCGGUACCGGCGAGCUCAGUACCACCAUCACCUCGGUGUACCGCGAGACGGCCCGGCAUGUGCUGGACACCAUGUGUCAGAAGUACCAGUUCCUGGAGAACCUGCAGGCCAUCCGGCGCUACCUGCUGCUCGGCCAGGGCGACUUCAUCCGCCACCUGCUCGAGCUCAUUGAACCUGAGCUGUGCAAGCCGGCCACGACGCUGUACCCGCACAACCUGAACGGUAUCCUGGAGUCUGCGAUCCGCGCCACAAACGCUCAGUACGAGGAGGCGGACGUGCUGAAGCGGUUGGAUGUGAUGCUGCUGAGCGUGUCACCCGGGGACACGGGAUGGGACGUGUUCAGCCUCGACUACCACACGGACGGACCCAUCCGCACGAUUUUCACGCCCCACUGCAUGACCAACUACCUGAUGCUGUUCAACGCGCUGUGGCGGGCCAAGCGGAUGGAGUUUGUACUGUCCGGCGUGUGGAAACGACAGACGCUGCUCGCCAAAAUGACCAGAAGUCUGACGGAGACCAGUGUGGUGCUGCACCUGUGUGACGUGCUGACCUCACAGAUGGUCCACUUCAUCCACCAGCUGGCCUACUACAUCACAUUCGAGGUGAUGGAGUGCUCGUGGGCGGACCUGACCACCAAGGUGAAGCGCGCCGCCAGUCUGGACGAGGUGAUCGGAGCGCACACCGAGUUCCUCAGCACCAUCAUGUCGCGGGCGCUCAUGGACGACCGGUCACAGGACAUGCUGCACCAGCUGCGGGUCAUCUACGACCUGAUCCUGCAGUUCCAGAUCCUGCAGGAGCGGCUGUUUAACCGGGUGGAGGAGGAGCUGACGCGCCGCGCCCAGUACGCCGCGCAGAUCUCCGCGCGGACCAAGGCCGGCCAGUACGGGGCGACCUCUGCUGACGAGGCGGCUGAGACGGAGCGACGCAGGGAGUUCUGCAAGGCGUUCCUGCCGGCCACCAAGGCGCAGCUGCAGAACCUGACACAGGGCUAUCAGAACAUGGUGCUCGGCUUCCUGAUGAUGCUGUCCUCUCAGGAGGACCUGAGCCUGCAGUACCUGAGCUUCCGUCUCGACUUCAACGAGCACUACCGCAGCAAAGACUCGCGUCUGUCACUGCCACUCACUUACCACCAUCGGCGUAUGAGCGGCAUCGGAGUACGACUCUAGGUUAGACCGUGAGCGGUGGGCUCCCUGUGGAAGGGGACGAGCUGAUUGAGGGGUCGGAAUGUGGGAAGGGAUGUCGCGAUGGCGAAGAUGGAGCAUCAUGUGCUUGGAGAUUCGUCAGGUCACACAGGCUGGUCUCUGUGACAAGAUUUUCUCGCUGCAGCCGACCUAUGGUAUGUUGGUAGGAAGUCUCAAGACAGCCACCUUUUAGCCAUGUUCGUUAUAACCUAGUGAGCGCUCAGCAGUGUUCAAGGUUGGAGACGGUCGCAGUGGACGUGUAAAUCCAUCGACAAUUUACCGCCGUACUGCCAUAGUUUCAGCCUUCAGCCAGCCAUAGCUUCAGCCUUAGUCGCGAGCGCUGCCUGGUACAGCGCGUCGCGCGGCACGCAGCUAGCCAUGACUUGUUACAAAGCUUUCGGGCGGCGCCUGUGUAGGAGGCGUGAGCCACGCGUCGUCACGUGACGGCGAUGCUGGUGGCAGAUGUGUCUGCCCUGUUCGGAGGUGAGCGGUCCAGCUAACGCUAACACCGACUGACGUAUAAUGUAGCGCGCUGUCGCGUAUUUGUGAGAUCGGUCGACCUGCCGGGUGUCUCCGGCGGGCCGGCUGGAGCCAGUCAUUCCCUGUUCGCAGCUCUGUCGGCUCGAGCUCUGUAGUCUGAGAGGGCCCACAAGGGCGCGGAGUUGAGUUGACGUGUCUGAGUUAGCCGUGUCUGGUGUCGUGAGCUGGACAGUAGCAGCCGCAGAGUGUGAGUUAGCCGAGAGUUGAGUAUGAGUUAGCUGAGAGUUGAGUGCGAGGUAGCUGAGAGUUGAGUGCGAGGUAGCUGAGAGUUAAGUAUGAGCUAGCUGAGGGAUGGGUGUGAAUUUGCUUGAGUUCGGGCUAUUGUCCGAACGACGUCAAGUGUCAUGUAAUCGCCAUGCUCGUGGGGUGGGUCGGUACAAGGCAUUAACCCGCUCGCUCAUUGUCUUCACAUGUGACUGUGACUAUGCCAUCCAUUGUGACUAGAGGCCAAAUAUAACACAAUCAACUACUCACUA
This is a messenger RNA of Amphibalanus amphitrite, 3773 nucleotides long. Its product is annotated as gamma-tubulin complex component 3-like. The coding region runs from base 91 to 2742 and encodes 883 amino acids. Gene Ontology annotation, biological process: spindle assembly; mitotic cell cycle; microtubule nucleation. Gene Ontology annotation, molecular function: microtubule minus-end binding; gamma-tubulin binding. The record is from RefSeq and is a predicted model, not a curated record. Lineage: Eukaryota; Metazoa; Arthropoda; Thecostraca; Balanomorpha; Balanidae. The transcript is spliced from 18 exons. Gene Ontology annotation, cellular component: spindle pole; centrosome; equatorial microtubule organizing center.